Molecule: messenger RNA, 539 nt
Organism: Geodia barretti
Lineage: Eukaryota; Metazoa; Porifera; Demospongiae; Tetractinellida; Geodiidae
Source: the annotation of a GenBank genome assembly
UUUACAGAUGCUGACAAAAUUAAACCUUCCCUCUAUUUGAAGAGUGCUAGCAUAUCCCAAAGAGGAUCAACUGUAGUGAUAGACUGUGAAUUCUCAGAGGUCUAUCCCGAGGCCUCAUGUGUCCUGGUCUACAGAGAGUAUGGCAGUCCUCUCCUGACAGUGGUGGAGUUGUCCCAACGCAUCAAUUUCCCUGUCUAUCUAUCACUGUGGACAGCCCUGAGAACUAUACCCUUGCACUGUUUGGGGAAAAUGGUGCAAGCAGUUUGGAUGAAGAGCCACUGGUGGAUACUAAAUUCAGUGACUCUGGUAAGAAUCACUAGAACCUCUUUAGGUAUUUGGGUAACUUUCACAACAAUGAAAGUUAUAUGCAAACUGUUUACAUACCCAAAGACCAAUUGUGAAAACUAUAGUGUCACAUUUCAUUGAGCUACAGAUGAAAAGGACAGAGGGAAAGAAGAAGGAAAGCACAAUUCCCAAGGACCAGUUGUUGCCAUAUCCAUUGGCACAGUAGUGGUGUGUGUUCUAGUAUGUGGCUCAGC